GAGCUCCCCAAUUCAGUCGAGAGUAAGCCUUUACAACGAAAGCAACGUUGCUAAAAAUAGUAAAAAAAAUAUUUGAAAAAAGCAAAAAUAUAACAAAUAUUCUAAAUGCAAACGGGUGUAGUAAAAUUAUAAAAAAAAUUGAUUAAUACAAAAAGAUUCUAGGCAAAAAAAAAUUACAAUUUGCUCUACAUUUUCCAGCAAAAAUAAAUGAAGUGUUGCAAUUUUAUAGUGAUUGUAAAAUUAUUUUUGGAAAAUUAGUUAUUAUCAAUAAAAUUAAACACCCACCGUUGUAUUAAAUUAAUAAUUAAUAAAAUUUAUAAAAAAAACCGAACCUACGCGCGUGAAUAUAUAGAAAAAAAAAAUUAUAGUAUCCCUCCCCUUUUUCAUUAAAUAGCAACAGAAAAAAAGGAAAAAAAUAACGUUUAAUAAAAAAAAACGGCCGCCUGAAAAAGAAAAUUGUUUUUUGCUUUAACUUUAACGAGUGAAGAAGCCUUCUUCUUUGCGCAGAAAAUCGAUUUUUUUACAUUGAUUAAAAAAAAAGGCACACCAACAUACCACCACUAAGUUUUAGCUAAGGUUCGGUCAUACACAGAUAUUUGUAUCUGAAAUAGAAAAAGAAAAUAAUAUAAAAAAACGUGGAAAUUUGUUGAUUAAUUUAUAACAAAAUAAGCUAAAGAAGAAGGAAAAAUUUAAUUAAAAGAAAAUUUAAAUACUAAUACAAUACAACUCUGGGUGUUUGUUUAAUAUAAAAAAAAUCUUAAAAAGAGAGAGAAAACAAAAAAAAAAGAUAAAGAGCCCCCCUAAAAACAAACACAUACACACUUAAAAUUGACAAAAUAAAUUAAAGAAAAAAACAAUUGGAUUACAAACGGGUAUAUUAUAAAUAAAGUGCUUGUGUUUCUCUAGCUAACGGCCAAGGUUAUUCAGUCCCUUUAACUUAAAUUUAAAAAAAAUAUAUAAAACAAUAGUUUAAAAUUAUCAAGUAAAUGUUAAUAAUUAAAUCAAUUUAUCAACAAACUUAUAAUUUUAUCUGCCAUUCAUACUCUUAACGUAAUAAUUGUUAGUAGAAAAAAAAAUUGUAUAUCUUUUGCUAAAGAGCAAAAAUGCUUUAUGAAUACAAAGAGAAAGAGAGCUUGCUAAAAUUUUAACAAGAGCAUUAUAGUUGUUUCACAAAAGAGUUUAAGAGAAAGUGUUUUUUUUUUUUUUUGAAGAAUAACCAAACAAAGCAUAAUAAAUAUAAAAAAUACGCCAAAAAUAUAAUAAAAAAAUACAUAUAUUUUAUUCUAUUUUAACAGAAAUAUUAACAAAAGCUACGUAAUACAUAUAAAUAUAAAAAAUAUCUCAAGAUAAAGUGAACAAAUCAAAUUCAAAUAGAAUUUAAAAUAAAAAAAAAAAAUAAAUUUGUGUAAAAAGUGAGUCACGUUUUCAGCAAAAUUUCUGCUGUUGGCUUUUGUAUACUCCAAAACCAGUAGUAAAGAAGAAAAAAACAAAAUACGGAAGAAGAAAAAAACACUGCUGGUACUACUUACUCGCUAUACUUGUUUGCCCGGCUGUGUUCCAGUACCAGCAACAACACAUACAUCAACUACCACCUGCAAAAUCCCCUCCCUCAACAAAGACGUAAAGAACGUUAUCAUCCUACAACAGUAAAGCGAAAAACAAAACUAAAAUUUGUGUAAAAGUGGCAUUGAAAAGUAUAUAAAUCAUCAGAUAACAAUAAAACAACAAAAAAAACUAAUCUUAGCAAUGUUGAAUAACAAAAAACUAAAUUAAAACUUAAUAAAAAACGCAGACUAACACAACUGCUAAAAAAAAAAUACAUAUUUUUCUUGAAAAAAAAACUAUAAAAAACUAAACCCAAACUAAACUUCUACUUUAAAACAACACUAAACGUUUAAACUCCUUCAAACACCAACUCUCUAAAGCGAAAAUCCAACCAGCAACAUGACAAAAGACAGAUUAGCCGCUUUACAUGCAGCCCAAUCGGAUGAUGAGGAGGCCGAAGAGGUGGCUGUUAAUGUUGACACCACUCAUGACUCCUAUAUGGAUGAUUUCUUUGCCCAGGUCGAAGAAAUACGCAAUAUGAUCGACAAGGUGCAAGAAAACGUUGAGGAGGUUAAGAAAAAACAUUCGGCCAUUCUAUCUGCACCCCAAUCGGAUGAGAAAACCAAACAGGAGCUAGAAGAUCUCAUGGCCGAUAUUAAAAAGAAUGCCAAUCGUGUUAGAGGCAAACUAAAAGGCAUCGAACAGAAUAUUGAACAGGAGGAGCAACAGAAUAAAUCAUCGGCUGAUUUGCGUAUACGCAAAACUCAGCAUUCGACACUGUCACGUAAAUUUGUUGAGGUCAUGACCGAAUACAAUCGUACACAAACCGAUUAUCGUGAGCGCUGCAAGGGAAGAAUACAACGUCAAUUGGAGAUCACCGGUCGUGCUACGACAAACGAAGAAUUAGAGGAUAUGUUGGAGCAGGGCAAUCCGGCCGUCUUUACGCAGGGUAUCAUCAUGGAAACGCAACAGGCUAAACAAACUUUAGCCGAUAUAGAGGCUCGUCACGCUGAUAUUAUGAAAUUGGAGACAUCGAUCAAGGAAUUGCAUGACAUGUUCAUGGAUAUGGCUAUGUUGGUGGAGUCACAGGGUGAAAUGAUCGAUCGCAUUGAGUAUCAUGUGGAGCACGCUAUGGACUAUGUGCAGACUGCAACUCAGGAUACAAAGAAAGCUUUGAAAUAUCAGAGUAAAGCCCGGCGAAAGAAGAUUAUGAUUUUGAUAUGCUUGACUGUGUUGGGUAUCAUAGCUGCUUCAUAUGUUAGCAGUUAUUUCAUCAUAAAUUCAAAAAAAUAGGAAGUUAUAGCUAAAGGAUUAAUGUGGCCCCCCUAAAAGUAUGCUUGAAAAAUCCACCUACCAGCAAAAAAAUCAUCCUGUUGCUGCAGUCAUCUUUUUAAUUAUUAAGCUUGUUUUUUUAUAAUUAUAAUUUAUGUUCAAUUAAUUUAAAAGUAUUGCACUUUUUUAUGUAUUUAAUUGUAUGUUUAAUUAAAUAUUUAUUGUGAUUUCAUUAUUAGGUUUUCAUGUUAUUUUUUUUGUUAGUAUAACUAACAAUUUUGUACUUAAAGUGGCAUUUAUUUAUUUAUGUAAAUGUUUUAUUUAGUUUGUUUUUUAUUUUUAUUUUUAACACACAAAAAAAAAUGCUUUAAAUUAUUGUUUUACUAUAAAUAACAUUUAUAAAGCAUAAUUAUGUACCUUUCACAAUCUGAAAACGUUAAGAAAAUGAAAACAAAUCAAGAAAACCAAAACCUGCUCGUUUUAUUAACUAAUAACAUCUAAAACAUAAUAAUUAAACGCAAACAACAUGCUACAAGGAAUGUGUUAUUUUGGUCAUAAUCAUUGCAUUUUGUCCAAAACAUUUCCAAGAAGCACAUGAUUUUUAAAAGGCACGAUUUUUAUUGACUGCUUCAUAAGUACUUAACAAAUAACCAUAUUAAUGCAACAAUUUUAACACCUACAACAACAACAACAACCAAAUAACUCCACACUCUGAUAACAUUUUGCUAAUUUUUCUCAACUGCAACAUCUUUUUUUUUUCCCGGAAAGAAUGCAGCCAUAAAGAAAUUUUUAUUUACAUCCAACCACUUUAUUGCACAUGACUGUUGAAAAACUUAAUGCGCUCCCAACCAAUAAAAACUACUUAACACACUCUCAAGCCACACACUUUUCUUUUCGCCUCGAAAAGUGUGGGAAUUUUUCAUCAUAAAUUUACUAAAACAUCAGUGUCGCCACACAAAUUUGACACACUUCAUCAUAUGUACUUUGUUUUAUAACAAUAAAUUCCAAAAAAAAUCUAAAAACUGCUGCAAAUGCAAUGCGAUUUUUAACGUUUAAAAGCUUAACCUUAGUUAACUGUAGUUUAAUGGUUAAAGUAACACCAACAACAACAACAACAUCGUUAAAUACAACCACCACCAACAUUAUUAUUAGCCAAUCUUUCUACGGACAUAACAACUUUUUGGAAUAGUUACAAAAAUUUCUCGUUUUGCAAUUAAGUUUCAUAGAGACAGACAGAUAGAUGUUCGACGUUUUCUCCAUGGAUUUAUUAAAAUUUAAG
Molecule: messenger RNA, 4096 nt
Organism: Lucilia sericata (common green bottle fly)
Lineage: Eukaryota; Metazoa; Arthropoda; Insecta; Diptera; Calliphoridae
Gene: Syx1A
Product: syntaxin-1A
Exons: 3
Coding region: 1945-2838 (297 amino acids)
Biological process (GO): synaptic vesicle fusion to presynaptic active zone membrane; intracellular protein transport; exocytosis
Cellular component (GO): plasma membrane; endomembrane system; synaptic vesicle
Molecular function (GO): SNARE binding; SNAP receptor activity
Source: RefSeq, a predicted model, not a curated record